GGAGCGUCAGUGUUGUGAAAAGGAUGAGAGGUCGCCGCUAGCCGGCUAUGGCUAUGGCUUCAUUAUUUCUUACACCAUUAUGAUAGAGAACGAGAAGAUUCUUAAAAGUAUCAUCAGCUAAAAAGUUGCUAACAUGGCGGAUCUUCCAGCAAGUGAACAACUUGUCAACAAAGCGACGGCGUUUCAGGCGACGGCUGAGGCUUACUACAGCAUUGCCGUAGAGAAAGUGAAGGAUGUUGUAUCUGCUCUGCCUGAUGAUAUAAGACCUGGGCCAGAUCUCUAUGGAGUACCAUGGGAACCAGUCAUUAUAUCUGGCCUGGUGGGACUAAUCACAAUAUUAAUUUUUGUCUGUAGAUGUUAUAGUUCUGUCAAAAGCAGAAUGUAUCGAAGUAAAGAACGGCGGAUGGCUGAACAAGUUGCAGAACUACUAGAUGAGAAGUGCAAGGUUCUUGAGACCUUGAGUAAAGUUCAACAAGAGUUUAAUGAAGUAGAGAAUUCACUCAGAGACAGUGGUGUCUUAGCCCAAACUCAAAGGACUAUACAGCUGGAGGCCAAAGCCAAACAGUUGGAACAUACUAAAAGAGAGUUUGAGAAUGAUCUUGAACAACUGAAGGUCCAGUUGAAUCAACAACGAGAACACAGGCUAGAACAAGAACAGAGGAUAAUGGCUCUGGAAGACAGUAUUAAAACUUCUGAAGAGGAAACUAAAAUGUUCCAGUCACAAGAUGAACAGGCACAAACCACUCUUAAAGUGUAUAGUAUGAACAGUGACAGACUACAGAGGAACCUGGAGACAGCUGGGGAGGAGAAUGCCUUGCUACAGGAGAACAACACACAUUUGCGCCAACAGUUGGAAGGUUGGGCAGAACGAGUGAGUGAAUUAGAACAAGAGAUGAGAAGGUGUGAACAUUCGCAUAGUGGAAUGCUGCAAGAUGUUGCCACAAAGGAUGAACGCAUAACGUCUUUGACAGAUCGGCUGCUGCAAAUGAAAGCAUGGGAUUCAGACCUUGAGGAGGAACAAGGAGCUGAAGAGGAAGAAACUUUAAAUGGACCUGCAGGAUGUAAAGAGACCAAUGGAAAACGAAAUAUUACAGGUCCACAGGGGCAUCUCCAAAAAGUCCAAAAACUCAUUCAUGCCGCUAAGUUAAAUGCAGACCUCAAAUCAGUAGAUGAAGACAAGGACCGCAUUUUUGCCAAGUUAAAUGAUGAAGUUAAAGCAAAGGAUGAUCUUCAAGAAAGCAUAAAAGAUUUGGAAAGUGAGAAAUUAUCGCUACAGUCUGACUCUAAGCACUACACUGAUCAGGUGCAACUACUGCAACAGAAGCUUCAGAUUAUGACAGAAAUGUAUCAGGAAAAUGAACUAAAGCUGCAUAGACUGCUGACCGUUGAGGAAAAAGAACGUCUGCAGAAGGAAGAGAAGCUGACCAAAGCUGAUAAGAAUAUAGCGAUGGCGAUGGAGGAACUUAAUAAUUAUAGACAACGAGCAGAAGAGAUGGAGGAAGAGCUUGAGAAAACUAAACAGUCGUAUCAGACUCAAAUAUCAUCACAUGAAAAGAAGGCUCACAAUAACUGGUUGGCUGCCAGAUCAGCAGAAAGAGAACUUGCAGACAUCAGAAGAGAGAAUGCUCUUCUCAGACAAAAACUUACAGACACACAAUUCAAAUUAGAAGCCAUUGAAAAAGAUCCAUAUGCUUUGGAUAGCCUGGCCAGGCCAUUGCCGUUUAGGGCUGAAAGAUCUCCUUAUGGGGCGUCUCCACUUGGCCGGCCUGCUUCUGAAACUAGAGCCUUUCUUUCUCCUCCAACGCUGAUGGAUGGUCCACCAAACAGAUUAUCUCCAAGAGUAAUGCGCGGUCCAUUAGAGCCUCUGCUUGGACCAGGGGAUACAGAGCGGCCUGGAGGUUCUCAUUCAGACAGUGGUUCAAUCUCCCCCACAUGGGAGAGGGAUCGUAGGGGACCCCCACCAGGGCCCAUGUCAGGGCCCCUGCCUGGGCCCCCAGGCCCCAUGGCCCCACCAGGUUACAUUUUCCCUGAACCAGGAGGGCCCAUGUAUAGAAGACCACCACCAGGACCAAUGGGCCCUCAUCCUACCCCUGGACUCCUCCCACCCAGGGGUGUCAGACCACCAGGACCACCUUUAGACAUGGCAGAUGGGCCUUAUAGAGAAAACAGCUUGGGACCUGCUGAACAUGAUCUCAGAGAGGCAGGUCCUGGUGAAAGAAGGACUCCUCCUGAGGCAGAUCUGCGAAUGGGAGGCAUGCCACCUCCAGGGCCUCUGAUGGGGCCAAUGGAUGGUCCCUUUCCUCGUAGAGCACCUUAUGGUCCUCCACCCCCAGAGUAUUACCUGCCAAGAGGACCGGGCGGGCCCCCUAUGCCAAUGUGGGGCCCUCCACCACCCCCUGGGAUGAUGUACCCUCCUCGUUUCCCUCCUGAAGGACCACCUCCACCGAACAUGGGCCCAUACAGCGGCCCUCCUAUGCGACCCCCUGCACCUGAUGGCCAUCCUCUUCCAUCCAUAGCCCCUCCUCAACCACCUCCCCUUGCUCCGACACAGAGGCAGUCAUCAGAAGAGCGCACACAGUCCCCUCAAGAUAUAAUUUGAAUCGUUUCUAAGAAUAAAAUGAACAGGUUUUACUCUGUAUGUUGCUAAAUUAUUCCCCAAUUUGAUUUACAUUGAUUAUGUCCUCUUAUUUGCCUUUUAGCUGUAAGUUAAGUGGAAGGGCUGCAUUACAUUAUAAAAAGGACUUUGGAUGGCAUUUCACUAUUGGACAUGUAUAUUGAUCUGUGGGUCAAUGAAAGAUGGUUUUAUUUUGUAUUUUAAAGAAACUUUGUAUUGAAUGUGGUCUGAGACAUGGUCCCUCAUUUUAAAUUUCCAAAUAGGACAUUUUAAGGAAGUAUUAACUAAAACAAAAUGCCAUGUUUUAGCAUAGCAUGAGUUUGCCUUUGUUGUUUAACAUGGGUCAUCUUGUUACAUUAAUGUCAUAUGCUUAAAAGCUAUAGCUAUAGCUCUCGCAGUAAUUACUAAAACAGGAUCUGAUUUUUUUGAGAGAAAAACCUUUAUUUGUGAAUUUUGUAAAAAAUAAAAAAAUAAAUUAAUAAAGAAUAUGAAAGAUAAAGACUUCAAUUUUAAAA
Molecule: messenger RNA, 3129 nt
Organism: Boleophthalmus pectinirostris (great blue-spotted mudskipper)
Lineage: Eukaryota; Metazoa; Chordata; Actinopteri; Gobiiformes; Gobiidae
Product: MIA SH3 domain ER export factor 2
Exons: 23
Coding region: 134-2599 (821 amino acids)
Biological process (GO): protein secretion; endoplasmic reticulum to Golgi vesicle-mediated transport; vesicle cargo loading
Cellular component (GO): endoplasmic reticulum exit site; endoplasmic reticulum membrane
Source: RefSeq, a predicted model, not a curated record